AUGAAGAUCGGGAGGACUCGUAAAGAAACAAGUCAAAAAGAGCUCCCCGAUGGUUCGAAAGCGGUUCGACGAUGGGAUUGUCAAGAUUCGGAUCAUCGUCGAUUUGGUCAGCACAAGAAGAAUCGACGAAUAGAGUUUUUAGUAAAAUGGGCUAAGAAUGGAGAGCUUUCAUGGGAGAAGGACACCGACUUAUGGCAAUUUGAAGAGAAG
This is a messenger RNA of Dovyalis caffra, 210 nucleotides long. Lineage: Eukaryota; Viridiplantae; Streptophyta; Magnoliopsida; Malpighiales; Salicaceae. The record is from the annotation of a GenBank genome assembly.